ACACAUUGAACAUUAGUUUACGUUGAGGUGAACGUAACUAUGCGCGGUCGCAAUGUUCUGCAGUAAAAAUGCAGCUCAAUCGUCGUUCCAACUUCAGUAAUCAUUAAUUCAAUAUUUAUUUAUUUAUAAUUAUUUAAUUAAUUACCAUCCUCAGUACGUUUCAUUCUUUCCAGAUAAAAAGUCACCAUGCAAAAAGACGGAGUAAGAUACCGUCCUCAAAGGAGUGGUAGACCAGUAGAAGAGGGCUACACUAAUUUACCCAGUUCGAUUAAAAAGAAAACAUCACCACCAAAUGGGACCCAGCAUCUUUUAUUUGCCCUGACAUUUUUUUUAUCAAUAUCGCUGACUGUUAUAGUAAUGGACAAGCAUUUACCGGAGGGAAAGUUGAUAAAAAACGAGCACAAGUACCCGGGAAAAUUUAUCGCUGAAAGAGCGAGGAAUCAUGUGGUUAAUUUAACGUCCCUUGGACCUAGAGUAGCUGGUAGUUAUGCUAAUGAAGUAAGAGCUGUUAAUUAUUUAACAGCUGUGAUAAAUGACACCAUAAAACAAGCUAAUGAUAAUCAUAGGAUAGUUGUUGAUGUCACUAAACAUUCGGGUGCGUUUCCGCUUACUUUUCUCGAUGGAAUGACAAGUGUUUACAAGAAUGUCCAGAAUGUUAUUGUUAAACUGGGUCCAAGAAGAGAUCCAGAGCACAGUUUGUUGUUGAACUGCCACUUUGACUCGUUUGCCGAAAGCCCUGGUGGAUCUGAUGACAGCGCGGGCUGUGCUGUUAUGUUGGAGAUCUUGAGAGUUUUGGCGACUAGUUCUAGAUAUCUUAGGCAUAAUAUUAUUUUUUUGUUUAAUGGAGCAGAGGAGAAUUUAUUACAGGCUUCUCAUGGAUUUAUAACACAACAUCCUUGGGCUAAAGAAAUAAAAGCGUUUAUAAAUAUUGAAGCUUGUGGUGCGGGUGGCCGUGAAUUAUUAUUCCAAGCUGGUCCAGAAAAUCCAUGGAUUAUUGAAGUAUAUUCAAAAGUAGUUCCGUACCCAUAUGCUUCAUCUUUAGCUCAAGAAAUAUUUCAAAGUGGAAUUGUGCCAGGUGAUACCGAUUACCGUAUAUUUCGAGACUUUGGCAAAGUAUCGGGUGUUGACUUUGCUUGGACGACCAAUGGCUAUGUCUAUCAUACAAAGUUCGAUACCGUGGAGCAAAUACCUCUCGGAGCGCUCCAACGCACUGGCGACAAUAUACUCGCGUUGACUCAGGGAAUAGCUACGGGAAAUUACUUAGGUAAUCCAUUGAUGCAAGACAACGAUGGCAGUCUUAUGUUUUUUGACUUCCUCGGAGCUUUUGUCAUCAGGUGGCCACAUUUUAUCUCGACUAUUAUAAAUAUUACGAGCAUUUUCAUCGGAGCUUAUUCUAUAUAUUUAAACAUGAAGGUUGCUCGUCAAGAGUUAAAAACUUCGACAUAUUUAAAGCAAAUAUUAAUUUGCGUCUCAAUAAUCUGUGCCUCAUGGAUAAUUUCAAUGAUGUCAGUUACAUUCAUUGCACUUAUUCUUACUAAACUUGAGAAAGUCAUGAGCUGGUACGCUAGACCGGCGUGGUUAUUUUUCCUCUAUGUUUGUCCGACACUUGCAGUUUCGAUGCUCUGUUUUUUGUACGCAGCAAAUCGACAAAAACAAGUGGUUAACACUCCUUGGACGUUGUAUCAAUUAUAUAAUGAUGCUUAUAGUGUGAUCUGGAUGUCAGUAUUGUUAGCUUGCAUUUUAUUAGAAAUACGUUCAGGUUUCAUACCAUGGCACUGGGUGAUAUUCCCAGCGUUUGGUAAUAUUAUACGACAUAGUCUCUUUGAAAAAUGGAGAGAAUGGAAAUGGCUGUGUUAUCAAGUAGGAAUAUUAAGUUUACCAUAUAUGCAGUCAUUUUAUUUAGCAAUCGGCGCAUUGUAUUUAUUUAUACCGAUAAUGGGCCGCGUAGGUGCUGGAACUAAUUCAGAAGUCAUUAUGGCGAAUAUGUUGUCAAUUUUAUUUUGUUUACUUCUAAGUUUUACGAUGCCAAUGGUAAUAUUAAUUAAAAAUGCUGGACGUAUUAUAAGUGUAAUGACAGGUUUAUUUUACUUGUCAGUCGCAGUACUUAUACUAACACCUCUAGGGUUUCCUUACAGUGGCGAUGUUUCAUCACCUGCACCUCAACGAUUUAUGAUUGCGCAUACUCAAAGACAGUAUUACGAUGUAGAUGGUAUGCUAAAGUACUCAGGAACAGGAUAUUGGUUAGUAGACUUAGAUAUGAAUAGUCCUCAUAGCGUUCAGUCAAUGGUACCUGAAAUAGGUGCUGUAUUACCUACAAAUUUAGACUGUGAAGAACAAUUAUUCUGUGGUUUGCCCUAUCUUGUACCAGUUAGAAGAUUUUUAUGGAAAACAAGUUGGAUACCCGGACCAGCUCCUGCCAUAAAAAUCCCAACGCAGCUGGAAUUAUUAUCAAAAGUAACAAUGAAGCAAACUGUAACAUUCACAUUUAAUAUAACUGGUCCGGAUCACAUAGGAAUUAUUCUAUCGCCUUACAAAGGAGUGCAUUUAAAACAGUGGAACGUUGUCGGAGGUGAUCCACUGGCAUGUCCAUCGUGGAACGAUCGUGAAGUUUACUUCAUUUACUACGCCUGCUCAUCCGACUGUGUUCCCUAUAAUUUUUCAGUAGUUCUUAAAGUUCCAGAAAAUCAAGAACCGAUUUUAACGAUCGCCUUAGCCGGGCACUUUUUGCACGGAGAAAAUCAAAAGUCACCAAAGUUUGAAAAGUUCCUCAAACAAUUCCCUUCGUGGACAGUUAUCACACCCUGGACUGCCUCUUACACUUCGUGGGAAUUUUAAUCGUGAUUUAUCUAUUCAAGUAAUUACAGAAAAAAAAAAAAAAAAAAAGAGAUUAGGGAUAGAAUUUUCGAUACAAUAUUUAAAUUGUAUUAAGUGAUAUUUAAGAUUAAUAAGUAACAAGAAUUAAAGAGAAAAAAAAAAUCAGAUACAAAAGCACACUUACAAUUAGACGGCCUAGAUUGAUUAGCAUUUGAAUAUUAAUGUAAAGUGAGAUUUUGUCAGUAACAUUUACUAUAAAUAUUUACACCAUUUUUUACUAGACCAUGUUUACUAAAUGGUAUAUUUAAAAAACUAUUAAAAAUUAAACUUUUUCAAUAGUUAAUAUAAUAAUAAUAAUAAAACUUUUCUUAUUAAAAAAUUAUAAACUCUGUAACGAGUUAAUUAGCCUGCAAAAUGUGCCGUAUUAAUAUUUAUAUAAAUUUAUUAUAUUAGUACAUAAAUCGAAUUGACCAAAAGGUUUAAAAAAAUAAUUUUUUUUUUUAGUAUUUUUAAAUUCGUGAUAGACACCAAACGAUAAUAAUUAUUAUAAAUAAUAAUAUAACACAAGUGCUGCAAUAGUUUUAUAGCAUUAUUAUUAUAAUAUUAUUAAAAUAUUAAAAUUAAAAGCUGUAGCUUCUGAACAAAAUUUUUACUGAUUAGUAUGUACUCCUAAAAUAAUUAAAUCACCUACAUGAAUUAAUCUCGUGUAAUGUUAAAUAAAUUUACUAAAUGUAUGUAUACAAAAAAAUACUAUUUGAAAAAAUUAAAUAAGAUUGGUAGCGGUUGACUGAUCUAUUUAAUGCGCUCUCAGUACUCGAUUUAUUUUUAAAAUCUUUUAAUUAUUUAAAAAUUUUAUAUUUAUUAAAUAUUUUUAUUUGUAGUAAAAUUUAAUUUUAAAAUAUUUAUUAUUUUUAUUACAAAUGAUACAUAUCUUAGUUUAUUAAAUUAAUUUUUUAUUGAUUAAUAUUUAGUUAUUUAUUACCGAUUAUUAAAUUACACAUGCUUGCAACGAAUUAUCGCUUAAAAAAAAAAAAGAUUAUAUAUGUUAAAAUAAAAUAUAAAUUAUAUGUAUGUAAAUGAAGAUUUUUUAAUUAUAGCUUCAACGGAGUGCAUUAGUAAUUUUGCUACAAUUAACGUUUGACAUUGCACUCCAUAAUUGUUAAUUAAAAAUUAUUGUUAAUAUUAUAAAUUAUAUAUUACAAUUAUAGAUAAUAAUUCACAAUAAAAUUAAAAUCAAAUUAUUUAAAAAAUUAAGCUACCAUAUUUUUUUGUAAUAACAGGUGAACUUAUGUAACUAAAUCAUUGCACAAUAUUUUAAUUGUUUUACAAUUGUUUGACGUUAAAUAUUUUACAGGCAAAGUAAGUCAUUUAGUCCUAUACGAAUGAUUAAUUUUGUCGGAUAACGGAAGCUUAAUGUAUCGGUUAAUUUCCGGUUACAUUUUCACAAAGAAUUCUAUUAAAAUCAUUUAAUUUUAUCGGCAAUUCAAUCCUAAAAAAUCUUUAUUGUAUUUCAAU
This is a messenger RNA of Cotesia glomerata, 4329 nucleotides long. RefSeq names its product endoplasmic reticulum metallopeptidase 1-like. Lineage: Eukaryota; Metazoa; Arthropoda; Insecta; Hymenoptera; Braconidae. The record is from RefSeq and is a predicted model, not a curated record. The transcript has 11 exons. The coding region runs from base 187 to 2835 and encodes 882 amino acids. Gene Ontology annotation, biological process: proteolysis. Gene Ontology annotation, molecular function: metalloexopeptidase activity.